UCGCCAUCUCCACUAUGGGCUUCUGGAUAGUGGUGUUUGUUUGAGGCAGAUGAGAAAAUGGCGGCUUCCUGGGCGGCAUGAGAAGUAGCCAAAGACAGUACUAGCUUCUUCUCAUUUUAACUGAUAUAAUUAUCUGGGUGCAAUUUCUUAAAUUGAGUCCCGCUCUCGAGACUUUUGAUUAGUUACAAUUAACGUAGGAACUUCAUCUCCCGGCACAAUGGCAUCUGGCUCAGUUCUGCAGCCACGGUGGAAGCGGGUUUUGGGUUGGUCCGGUCCUGUCCCUCGGCCCCGACAUGGGCACCGUGCGGUUGCAAUCAAAGAAUUGAUGGUCGUUUUCGGGGGUGGCAAUGAAGGAAUUGUGGAUGAGUUGCACGUUUAUAACACAGCGACCAACCAGUGGUUCAUUCCUGCUGUCCGUGGUGAUAUCCCGCCUGGCUGUGCUGCAUAUGGAUUUGUGUGUGAUGGCACCAGGCUGCUGGUGUUUGGAGGGAUGGUGGAGUAUGGCAAAUACAGCAACGAUCUGUAUGAACUACAGGCCAGCCGCUGGGAGUGGAAGCGUCUGAAGGCCAAGUCUCCUAAGAACGGUCCCCCCCCGUGCCCCCGUCUGGGCCACAGCUUCUCCCUGGUAGGGAACAAAUGCUACCUGUUCGGAGGACUGGCUAACGACAGCGAGGACCCCAAGAACAACAUCCCCAGAUACCUGAAUGAUCUGUAUACGUUGGAGCUGCGUGCCGGCUCCAGUGUAGUAGGCUGGGACAUCCCCAUCACCUACGGGGUGUUGCCCCCGCCCAGAGAGAGCCACACUGCCGUGGUCUACACAGAGAAGUCCCGUCUAGUCAUCUAUGGAGGCAUGAGCGGUUGUCGUCUGGGGGAUCUGUGGAUCUUAGACAUUGACACCCUCACAUGGAAUAAGCCCUCUAUCAACGGAACAGCUCCUCUCCCUCGCAGUCUCCACUCUGCCACAACCAUCACCAACAAGAUGUACGUGUUCGGAGGCUGGUUCCCCUGUGAUGAUGAUUGUCAAAGUAGCCAACACGAGAAGGAGUGGAAGUGCACCACCACACUGGCCUGUCUCAACCUAGACUCGAUGGUGUGGCAAGUCGUUCUGCUGGACUCUCUAGAGGAUAAUAUCCCCAGGGCCCGGGCUGGACACUGCUCCGUAGCCUUAAACUCACGUCUCUACGUCUGGAGUGCGGACCGCUACCGCAAAGCCUGGAACAACCUUCAGCGUGGUGCUGUAAAGGACCUCUGGUACCUGGGCCAGGUGAAGAAGCCCCGCCCCCCGUCACGGGUGCAGCUGGUGAGAGCCAACACCAGUAGCCUGGAGGUGAGCUGGGGGGCGGUACCAACCGCAGACACCUACCUGUUGCAGCUGCAGAAGUACGAUAUCCCCCCCGCCUCGGCUGCCACUUCCCCCGGCGUUAGCCCCGCGACGUCACUGCCGGUCAAUUCUUCCGCCAAGAGCCCUGUCACCGCCCCGGCGGUGUCCGUCCAGGGCCACCCUCUCCAGGGCCUCACCCUGGUCCCCUCCAUGCCCGGGAGUCCAGUCCCUGCUCGCGGACCAGCUAUUCUGAAGGUGUCUGCUCCCCAUUCCACCACAGGCACCUCCAUCGUCACGGUGAGACAGGCCAACCAGGGCGGGAAAUCCCCUGUCAUGGUUACAUCACUUCCUGCUGGGGUCCGAAUGGUGGUGCCGGCCCAGGUCGCACAGGGAACCCCAAUGGGCAGCAGCCCUCAGAUGAGUGGCAUGGCUGCKCUGGCUGCAGCGGCUGCGGCCACCCAGAAGAUCCCGCCCUCCACGGCCACCAUGCAGUUGCCAGCUGGUGCCACCAUAGUCAAGACAGUGGCCAUGAGCCCUGGCGCACAGACUGUCAAAGUAGCUUCGCCUGUUAUGAUUAGUAACCCAGCUACCCGCAUGCUGAAGACUGCUGCGGCUCAGGUGGGCACGUCAGGUGUCGCCACACCCGGAACGCCCAAUCGGCCAAUCAUCACCGUGCACAAGUCUGGCACGGUGACGGUUGCCCAGCAACACCAGGUGGUUACCACGGUAGUGGGAGGAGUCACCAAGACACCAUAG
Salvelinus sp. IW2-2015 is the source of this 2077-nucleotide messenger RNA. Its product is annotated as host cell factor 1-like. The record is from RefSeq and is a predicted model, not a curated record. Lineage: Eukaryota; Metazoa; Chordata; Actinopteri; Salmoniformes; Salmonidae. Gene Ontology annotation, cellular component: histone methyltransferase complex. Gene Ontology annotation, molecular function: protein binding; transcription coactivator activity. Gene Ontology annotation, biological process: regulation of DNA-templated transcription; chromatin remodeling.